CCGCAGAAGCCGAGUUAACCUCCAAGGGCAGGCUUUUGCGUCCAAGCCGCUCCACGUCCGUUGGUGACGGCGGGAGUAACUCCGACUAUGGUGACUUUGAGGUAAGCCGGAUUGAUAGAUGUACGGAGUAAGUCCGUGGAGCAGCCAUUAUAGAAGGCAUCAGUCCGCAAAGACAGCUAUUUGGUAGAGCAAAGCUCAUUCCUUGCUACCACUUCAAUUCCCGCAGCACUUCAAGUAUCUAUUCACAACCUACCGAGAUGGCCACCCGAACCGCCAUGCAAAGACUCGACCCGAAGAACAUGGUGUAUCGAUUCUUGGGCAACACCGGGCUCAAGGUUUCAGCCUUGUCCUUUGGAUCAUGGGUAACAGUGGGCGGACAGUGUGGGUAUGAGACGGCGAGGGAUUGCAUGCAGGAAGCGUGGGACCACGGGGUCAACUACUUCGACACGGCGGAGGUCUACGCAUCGGGUGAAUGCGAACGGGUCUUCGGCCAAAUCCUCCGUGAGCUACAGUUCAAACGCAGCGACAUGGUGAUUUCCACCAAGUUGUUCUGGGGCGGCUCAGGGCCCAACGACACGGGCCUCUCGAAGAAGCAUCUCUUCGAGGGGAUGAGUGCCUCGCUGGAGCGGCUGGGCUUGCCCUACGUCGACAUCGUCAUGGCACACCGUCCCGACCGCCGCACGCCCAUGGAAGAAAUUGUCCGGUCCUUCACGCAGAUUGUCAACUCCGGCCAGGCCCUGUACUGGGGCACCUCGGAGUGGAAUAGCCAUGAUAUCGAGCGUGCGCAUCACAUGGCUGCGGUGCACAGUCUCAUCCCGCCCGUCUGCGACCAGCCGCAGUACAAUAUGCUUUGGAGAGAGCGAGUGGAGGGGGAGCUGCGACCUGUGCUGGAGAAUUAUCGGUACGGGUUGACGAUAUGGUCGCCCCUGGACAAUGGAGUGCUUACGGGCAAGUACAACGACGGGAUUCCGGCGGGCUCGCGUUUUGCGGCUACCGAUGCAGCAGCGUCUGACAAGGCCAAUAUGAUUAAUUUUGGGAAGGCUUUAUCCUCGCCAGAAGGGAAAGCCAAGCUUGAAAAGGUUCGCCGCUUGACUGAGAUUGCGACGGAGCUUGGGUGCACGACAGCGCAGCUUGCGCUCGCCUGGUGUCUGCUGAACAAGACUGUGUCGACAGUUAUUACAGGUGCAAGCCGGCCUGCCCAGGUGACCGAAAACAUGAAAGCCCUCGAUGUGUAUAAGAAGAUUGAGAGCACGCCGGGCAUAGUUGACAGGAUUGAAGAUAUCCUCGCCAACCGGCCAGCGGAGCCAAAUCUGUGGGGGCGAUGGGACUAGAUAGUCACUGUAUCUUCAAACAGAUCUGGAGGUUAUGUUUAAGUGUUAACUAGUACUACAAGAACUUUAUAUUUGGUGUAUAACGCAGAUACUAGUAUCUUAUUGAAUGUGUAGUACGUUCAAUCUAUACAAAUGGAGAACGUUGGUGUGGAAAUAUAUACUUGGUGUAUUACGAG
Molecule: messenger RNA, 1507 nt
Organism: Aspergillus versicolor CBS 583.65
Lineage: Eukaryota; Fungi; Ascomycota; Eurotiomycetes; Eurotiales; Aspergillaceae
Exons: 2
Coding region: 258-1331 (357 amino acids)
Source: RefSeq, a predicted model, not a curated record